Molecule: messenger RNA, 4569 nt
Organism: Pipistrellus nathusii (Nathusius's pipistrelle)
Lineage: Eukaryota; Metazoa; Chordata; Mammalia; Chiroptera; Vespertilionidae
Source: the annotation of a GenBank genome assembly
AUGGGCAAGGCAUUUCUUGGGCCCCUGAGCCAGCUGAAGCUGACUGAUUUUGAGGAGAUACGAAGCUACCGAGCGCCACCGGAAUCUGUGAUCCGGGUGACCAAUGCACUGUGUGACCUGUUCCACCGUGAAAGAGGCUGGGCCAGUGCCAAGCAGCUGUUAUGCACCGAAGAUUUUUAUCAGGAGCUGGUGUUCUUCCCCAAGGAGAAGAUGACAGACUCAGAGAUAAUAAACUUACGCGCUAUCCUGAAGGCUCCAGGUAUGAGUGACGCAGCUUUGCGGGCAGUAAGCGCACCUGCAGCAAGCCUGGCCGCCUGGCUCUGGGCUGUUCUGCGCUACAGGCUGGCACAACUCCGAGGACUGCCCACGGGCCUGCUGCUGCGGCAGAUAGAGGCGACACUGGCUCGGGAGCAGGCACAACUGGCCAACUACCAGUUCCGGAUUAAGGAGACCCUGGAGCGCAAUCUGGCCCUGACUAAGCAGCUGGAAGCUAUCCAGGUUUCCCACGGCCAUCUGGCAGAGAGGUUCAGUUGGACUCAGACUGACCAGUCAUACCAGUGGCCCAUAAAGUCUGCAUUGCUUGCGCCCAUGCAUUCCUGGACUUCGGAGCUCCAGAACUUGAAUAGGCAGUGCCUGACCGUGUUUGGCGAUGCCCUCCUGUGUUCAGCUGCCAUCGUUUACCUGGGUCCCUUCCCACCGUUACGGCGCCAGGAGCUGCUGGCAAAGUGGCUGGCUCUGUGUAAGGGCUUUCAGGAGACUCUGGGCCCAGACGACGUGGCACAGGCCCUGAAGCAGAAUCAGAAACCUGUCAUCGUACCAUCAAAAAAGCCCCUGCUCCCCACGUGCUCGUCCUUCAGCCUUCUGUCCUUACUGAGCUCUGAAUCCGAACAGUUCCAGUGGGACCGAGACCUGAAGCCCCAGGCGAAGUCAGCUCGCCUGGCAGCCCUGCUUCUGCGAAGUCGCACCCACUACUUCAACUGCCGUUGGCCUCUGGUGCUUGACCCCAACAAGCAGGCCCUCAUGUGGCUGAACCCACUGCCUCAGGAACAUGCUAGAUUGCUGGCCCCAGGUCCCACGGAGGACAGAGGGAAGGGCGACAGAAGUCAAGAGUAUAAAGAGGAUGCAGAAGAGGAAGAUGACGACAGUGAAAAGAGUUCCAAGGCAGAGGAAAAUGGAAAGGAGGAGGUGAUAGACAAGGAAGAGAAGCAAGAAGAGCAAGAGAACAAGGAGGAUGAGGCAGAGAGCCAGCAGUCAAGGCCAGCCUCUGAGACCCAGUCUCCGCCCUUUCCCUACCUCAGUGUACUCUCAGGCUCUGACCCAGACCUGGGUCCUCAGCUCCUGGCGGCAGCUGCCAAAGGCCUGCCUGUGUUAUUGACCAAUAUGGAGCUGGGACUAAGGUGCCAAGAACUGCCAUGGCUACUGCAGCGGGAGCAGCUGAGCCCACCCCAGGUGCAGCCUGGCUUCUGUCUCUAUCUGAGCACCACCCUCCCCCUUGGUGCCUUGAAAAAAGUGCUAGGUUGUGAACUGCUGAAAGUGCUGAAUGUGCUGGAUCUGGGUCUGAACAUGGACAUCCUAGAAGAACAGAUGCUGCAUGAAAUCCUGUGCAUGGAGUGUCCCAAGUUCGAGAGCCGCUGGCAGAACCUCCAGAUGAGAACCUUGGAUACCCUCGAAGCUGUGGAGGCUGUUCAGGAGCGGCUCCUGCUGAGGCUGCUGUACAAGAACCCAAAUGAUCAUCUAGCCAAGUUCCUGCGGGGCAUGGUAAGGGACCAGGCAGAACUAUGUCAACUGCUUGCCUACCGCGAGGAGCUAGAAGACCUGAAGCUGCAGGAGAUGCUACAGUGGGCACCCUAUCAGCAGGUGGUCCAGCAUGGGAUAGCCAUUAUCAGGGCCCUUAGCCCACUGCAAGACCUGCUGCCACCUUUCCGUAUGAGCCCAGAGAACUGGCUGGCAGCCACCAAGCGGGCUCUGAACAGCAUGAAGCAGUGUGAGAACCAUCCGGGGAAGGACUUAAACAGCCAUCUGCUACAGCUGAAGGCACGGCUGACUCGCCAGCUGCUGUGCAGCAUGGUGGAUGCGCUGGGCCUGACCCACAUGCCCUUGGUAGGUGCCUUGGGUGCUCUGGCGCUGCUGUGUGAGACAAGGAAGGCACCACUUCUGGAGAGGCUGGCACUCUGGCCUGGACUGGAAGCCUCUCCCAGCAUGGGCUCUAGCAAGCCAAUCCCAGGUGUGGCUCGACCAGCCUGGCUCGGGAUGAGAGCCUGGCACGAAUGUGGAAUGUUAGAGCUGCUGCCCCCAUUUUCAGGGCUGCGUGUAUCCCUGGCAGGCCACUCCAGUGUUUGGCAGUCUUACCUGACCCUGUCAUCCACAGUGCUGGGGCCUGCACCUGGGCCUGAUCUACGCAGCCUCCUCCAAAAGCUGAUCCUGUGGCGUGUGCUGAAACCCGAGUGCCUUGCAGGUGCCCUGGCAGACUUCACCACCAGCCUCCUGGGCCGGCCCCUGGAUGAGAACCUGGGUCCUUCCACCAUACCCUUUGAACAGAGUCAGGCAACUCAGCCCCUGCUGGUCUUGUUGCCACCACCUGGUCACCCUACAGCCACUUUGCAUCCCCUGGCUGUCAUCCAGAAACUGGCUGACCAGCAUGAGCAGGGGCAGAAACAUCUGGAGGUGAUAGCCUUGGGCUCUGAGGCCUGGAACCCAGUCUCUGAUGUGGUCAGCACUCUAUGCCAGGCUAUGUACAAAGGGCACUGGCUGGUGCUGGAGAACUGUCACCUGAUGCCUCACUGGCCAAAAGAGCUGCUACAGCCCUUGCUGCGACUGCUGGAUGGAGCCGAGGUAGUCUCAGACCCGGAGUCAGAACUGCUUUUAGCCUCAUCUGCAAGCAGGAAUAUGGUUCACAAAGACUUCCGUCUUUGGCUCAUUGCAUCUGCAGAGUCUAUUGCUUCCUUACCAGCUGUGCUGACUCAUCACUGCAUGCCUGUUUUCUGGGAGCAGUCCCUGGAACUGAGCCAUGUCUUGCUUGACAAUGUGGAGCUAGCCCAACAAGAACUCUGUGUGCAACCCCUUGCCAGGACAAUGCCUCUGCUCAUCUUACAUGGCCUCCUACUACACAGGCAGCUCUAUGGAAUGAAGCUGCAGGCACACAGGGGCCACUGGAAUCAGGUGACCCUGACUCAGGUCCUUCAGAUGCAAGACCAGCUGUGGGCCAGCCUUAGCAAUCCCCAGGCUGCCAUGGAGGAGUUGGCUGCUUCAGUUUUCUACGGAGGUCCCGUGGGAGACAACAAGGACAGGGAGGCCCUGAUUAGCCUCAUACAUGCCUGCCUGAGCCCCAGCAGGUCGAGUUGGGACCAACCACACACCCCGCAGUAUCUGCUGGCCACUCUGAUACCCAGCCCAGAUCUAGAGGAGCUGGAUGCUUUGUCAGAAUGCAAGGCCCAGAUGCACCAACUGCCCACACCGCCCGAACCCAGGACCUGUGGACUGAGUGCUGGACCCCAGGCCUGGCUGUUGCGACGCCAGAGUCGCGCUCUCCUGCGUGCCCUGCAACGGUGUUCACUCAUUUGGGUGUCUGCGCCAGGUGGCUCCAGACACGCCAAAAGGCAAAGGCGGCUGCAGCAGCGCCUGGUUCUAGCCAAGCAGACACUGGAGUCGCUGCAGGCUCUGCUGACCCAGACCACUCACCAAGAGUCUGGUGCCACUGGUGCCGCCGGGUGGUUGAAGAUGGGGCUCAAUGCGGGGCAAGCUGUGGAGGGCUUCCUUCAGAUGGAAGUGCAGGAACUGAGCCAGCUGGUGAGCACGCUGCAGGAGGACCUCAGUUGCCUGUCACAACAGCUGGAAGGAGUACACACGUGCCUCUCCCAGCGCUGUGUAGCGGUGGCCAACGCUCUGUGGACUGGCCGCCUACCCCUGCCUUGGAGACGCUAUGCGCCUGCCUGGCUGCAGCCGCCCUGGCACUGGCUGAGACAGCUGUCGCGCCGUGGGGAGCAGCUAGUUCGCUACCUGGGCGUGGGCACUGCGGCACCAAAGCGCAUCUUUCACCUAUCAGCCUUUCGCCACCCACACCGCCUGCUGCUGUCACUGCGCUGGGAGGCCGCCUUUGCUACGGGCCCCCUUGACCACUACAUGCCCAGCUCGAAUGUGCCUGGCGCCGAAGGCCUCAGCUCUAGGCAUUUACCCCAAAAAUAUCAGGAGCUGAACAGCAGCCCUCUGCACCUUCAGGUGGUGAGCAGCCCAAAGCCCAUGGUUCCAGAGGCAGGAGCCGUGCUGCUGAUUGGGCUACAGCUCUGGAAUGCCCAGUGGGAUCCGCUAGCAGGAGCCUUGAAGGAUGGUCCCACCAGCCAGCCCAGUCCUCUGCCUCCAGUCAGUGUUAGCACCCAGGCCCGGGACACCAAUGACCUGCCACCCUUCACUGGCCUGCCUGUAUAUUCCUGUCCUGUGUACAUGGAAGGGCCCCUGGGCACUCCUAGCCUGAACAGCAAGAAUAUCCUGAUGUAUCUGCCCAUGCCCACGAAGCUCAGCCCCGCCAUCUGUGUUCAACGGAGAGUCCAUGUGUGCAGCCCACCCUUACCCUGA